Phragmites australis (common reed) is the source of this 1588-nucleotide messenger RNA. Its product is annotated as UDP-xylose transporter 1-like. Gene Ontology annotation, cellular component: Golgi apparatus. Lineage: Eukaryota; Viridiplantae; Streptophyta; Magnoliopsida; Poales; Poaceae. Bases 295 to 1317 code for a protein of 340 amino acids. The transcript has 8 exons. Gene Ontology annotation, molecular function: UDP-xylose transmembrane transporter activity; antiporter activity. The record is from RefSeq and is a predicted model, not a curated record.
UAGACCAAACUGCCCACCAUGCACCCACACACGCCACCAACACCUGCCCCUACCAGGCCCACAGGCGCCUGGACAUAAAAAUGCCUCGCCUUCUCUUCUUCCUCCAACGUACCACCGCGCAGAACCAGCGCCAUUAGAAGCCACACCUCCAUUCCUUCUCGCACGCACCUGACAAUUCCCAGCAGGAGGCAGACAGGGAGGCGCCCCUGUCAAUCGGAAAGAUCAAUUUGAACUUCAGGUAACAGAUUCAGAAUCGUCAACUAAAAAGGGAAGCAGAUACAGCAGCUGGCCAAGAUGACCGCCGGUUUCCAGCUCGGUGUGAUUGGGUCUCUCGCGCUCUCCGUGGCAUCAUCGGUUGCCAUUGUUAUCUGCAACAAAGCCCUCAUCAGCACUCUAGGCUUUCCAUUUGCUACAACAUUAACAAGCUGGCAUCUUAUGGUGACCUUCUGCACCCUGCAUGUCGCGCAGCGCAUGCGCUUUUUUGAGCCCAGAGCAAUUGAUGGACAGACGGUAGUCUUGUUCGGGUUGCUGAAUGGCACCUCAAUUGGCCUUCUCAACCUUAGUUUAGGAUUCAAUUCUAUCGGAUUCUACCAGAUGACGAAACUGGCCAUCAUACCUUUCACAGUACUGUUGGAGACUAUAUUCCUGAAGAAAAGAUUCAGUGAGACUAUCAAAUUUUCUCUACUGGUCUUGCUACUUGGAGUUGGCAUCGCUUCCGUUACCGACCUCAAGCUAAAUCUUCUUGGGUCUAUCCUUUCUGGCCUCGCCAUCGCCACGACUUGUGUUGGCCAAAUUCUCACAAAUACGAUACAAAGGAAGUUGAAGGUCUCUUCGACGCAGCUUCUGUACCAAUCCGCGCCUUACCAAGCUGCCAUUCUGUUUGCGACUGGCCCCUUCGUGGAUCAACUCCUUACCAACCGCAGCGUCUUCGCCCACAAAUAUACUGUUCCGGUUCUGGGUUUCAUCAUCCUGUCCUGUCUGAUUGCGGUGUCCGUGAACUUCAGCACGUUCCUCGUGAUCGGAACGACGUCGCCGGUGACGUACCAGGUCCUGGGCCACCUCAAGACGUGCCUGGUCCUGUCGUUCGGCUACACCCUGCUGCACGACCCCUUCACCAUGAGGAACAUCAUGGGCAUCCUCGUCGCCAUCUUCGGGAUGGCGCUCUACUCUUACUUCUCGGUGCGGGAGGGCAAAAAGAAGUCGGCGGGCGACGCCCUUCCAGUGUCGCAGAUGCCGGACAAGGAGACGGAGCCGCUCGUGGCAGCCAAGGACAGUAGCGACACGAAGAAGGAGAACGGCGUAUCGCACGACUGCUAAAGAUGUUUCGCAUGUUUAGCGUAGCCCAGCUCUAGUAUCGCUACUUGCGCCUGUAGCCUACUGUUUGAGCUAUUCCUUUCAUUUCUUUGAUUCUUUUUUUGGAUUCGGGGGGUGUUUAGGGAGUGUACAAUAUGAUGCAGCAGCACUUAUCAGAUGUUUCCUCUAUUUAGGCCGCAAGGUUCAGACUUUAGCGGAAGCAGACUAAGAUUGUUUUUUUGGCGAAAAUAAGUUGUUUUUUUAAGAAGGGGUGACUUUAUUAGAUUAAGUAAAG